Messenger RNA from Durio zibethinus, 2549 nucleotides. Its product is annotated as embryogenesis-associated protein EMB8-like. Lineage: Eukaryota; Viridiplantae; Streptophyta; Magnoliopsida; Malvales; Malvaceae. Gene Ontology annotation, molecular function: short-chain carboxylesterase activity; monoacylglycerol lipase activity. The record is from RefSeq and is a predicted model, not a curated record. Gene Ontology annotation, biological process: lipid metabolic process.
AUUAUAUGCAUGAUAAAGAAAGACAAAUGCCACAACAAAGGUCAGAAAUUUGAGACGGCAGUUGGCUUGAGAAGUUUGUUCUCAAAUUGGGCCCACAGUGCCACUGUUUGUCGUAAAUUCCAAAUGUAAUCACCCAAACAGAUAAACAAACCUUAUAAAAUCCGACCAUAUUUCUCUCGUACUUUCACACUUUUCAUUAAAAAACUGGUUCCACUUUCCAUCCAUUCUGGAAAAACCCCUUUUUUUUUGGACAAAAUGGAUGAAUCUUCUCUCAAUGCAUAUAAACAACUAUUCCAUGCCCUCUCUUUGAUUCCAAUUUCGCACUAUGUACUGGCAUUUACGCUUAUAUGGGCACUGUUUCUCUACAAUUUCCUGGAAAUUCAUUUCUUCCAAGACUUGUUUUGUGCACUUCGCUCUGCUCCCGUUGCAUUGACCUUUCACCCUUCAUCGCACAUCUACCACGGUGUCGUUUCCAAGUGCCGGAUCCUCCACGGCAGCUAUUUUGCGACGCCAUGGUUAUCAAGUCCUCAUUUUCAGACUGCUUUUCUCAAUUUCUUUGGGAAUCCUCCAGUUUUCAGCUACAAGAGACAACUUUUUCAUGCUUCCGAUGGUGGAACCAUAGCUCUAGAUUGGCUGACAAGUUCUGAUGUUUCAAGAGGUACCUUUGAGAUGAAUGAUGCCGUCUCAAAGGAUGACACAACUCCUUUGGUGGUUGUCAUUCCCGGCUUAACAAGUGAUUCUACUUCUGCAUACAUUAAGCACCUUGCAUUUGGAAUGGCAAAACGUGGAUGGAAUGUUGUUAUUAGCAACCACCGGGGACUGGGUGGUGUUUCAAUUACUUCUGAUUGCUUUUAUAAUGCUGGCUGGACAGAGGAUAUCCGAAUAGUCAUUGAUUAUCUCCAUCAUCACUACCCGAAGGCUCCUUUAUUUGCUGUUGGAACUAGCAUUGGUGCCAACAUUCUGGUGAAAUAUCUUGGAGAGGAUAGAGAGAAGGUACCUGUAGCUGGAGCCUUGGCUAUUUGCUCCCCGUGGGACCUUUUGAUUGGUGACAGGUUUAUAUGCCGCAGGCUAGUUCAGAAGUUAUAUGAUAGAGCCAUUGCAAUUGGCCUUCAAGGUUAUGCAAAACUGCAUGAGCCUCGCUAUUCUCGGCUGGCUAAUUGGGAAGGCAUAAAAAAGUCAUGUUCUAUUCGAGAUUUUGACAACUCCGCUACAUGCCUUGUUGGAAAAUUUGAGACUGUGGAUACGUACUAUAGGCAUUGUAGCAGCUCUUCCUAUGUGCAAAAUGUGUCAGUGCCAUUGCUUUGUAUCAGUGCUCUAGAUGAUCCUAUAUGUACCAGGGAAGCCAUUCCUUGGGAUGAAUGCAGGGCAAAUAAAAAUAUUGUGUUGGCCACCCCACAACAUGGAGGACAUCUCGCAUUUUUUGAGGGAAUAACUGCAUCUAGCCUAUGGUGGGUUAGGGCCACUGAUGAAUUUCUCGGUCUCCUACACACUAGUCCACACAUGCACGUACAGAAGGCAGAGAAUUCUGAACUGCAGCUGUCAGUGGGAUCAUCUACUGAUCAGGGUCCGUACGUAAAUAUCGCAGAAGAUGGAAUGGUGGCUACAGUUGGUAAUGAGCAUGCGAGCAAAAACGUAGUUGAACACUUACCUGGAUUGGGGAAGAUUCAUAACAAAGAGUGUGAUCAAAUGGUUUCAGCAACGGAACAAAAACAGUACCUAAUGGAAGCAAAGUCCGAUAUUGCAGCCAAUGCUGCUCAAGUUUCUGGACAAUGUUCAAAUCUGCAAGGCGCCAAGUCUUUGGAUGUGAUUGCUCCAGUGAAAAGAUGCUUGAAUCACCUUUCCCGUCAAAACAGAAAAUCAAUGUGGGUACUGGCUUACAUUGCCAUAAUUACAAGCUGGCCAAUAGUAGGUUCAGCUUUUCGCAUCUUUUCCAGGAAGAAGCUCGGAAAUGUUUCACUUGCAACUUCGCAUGGAAGGUAAUCCAAUGCAGCUACUUUGUAUUUUGUGCGUGUUUGAUGUGUCAUUAUUCAAAUCCAAAAAGCCCUGUUUAACUAGCUUUGCCUAGAAAUGACAUUAAAGCUAGUAAUGAGGCAAUCUCUAUUAUGUCGUAUAUUGUCUCUUUAUUUGAUGUCACAAGACCUGGUGAUAAGACUUUCCACACCAUUGGUUGACAGCCGAGUGCUUACGGACUUAAUAUUUGUCAGGUAAAAGUAUCUGUUUGAACCAAUACACCAUAGAUAAAAUAAAUCCCAUAUACAAAUGAUUAAACACAAUGCGAUCAACUUGUUAAUCAUGUCAACCUCUUUGCUAGCUAGCAAAGGAUUGUAGUUGUUGGCAAUAAUCUAAGAAGUACGAAGAGAAAAAGAAUGAAGAGAAAGAGCUAUGUUAAGGCAGAGAAUGGAUACAUGCUGCAUUUUUCAUUGCAAUAUAAACGCAUUAUGCAUUAUUAAACUUCAACUACUUUAACCACUAGACAUCCAAUCGUCUGUCUAAAGUUUUUGGAUGACCAAAAGCUUUAAAAAUAAUCUAAGACAAGCAUGACAGGAACA